GUGAAUAUAGGAUUUGGGAUUCUGUAUGGUUUGACCUUCUUUUUUGCCAAUUUUGGACCCAACACAACCACGUUCAUACUUCCAGCGGAGCUGUUUCCGGCAAGAUUCAGAUCGACGUGUCACGGAAUCUCCGGGGCAAUGGGAAAAGUGGGUGCGAUUAUUGGGACUAUUGGGUUUUUAUGGGCAUCAAAGAAACGUCCAGACUCGCCCGAUUAACCCUAUCCUGAUAGGAUGAGAUGGGCAUUAGUGUCGUUGGGGUUCGUGUGUCUUUUGGGUGCGGCAGUGACGUAUUUCUUCGCGCGGGAAACCAGAGGUAGAUCCCUAGAGGAUAAUGAGAUCGACAAUGACGAUGAUGGUCAUGUGGAAUUGUCUGCCUCCGGCUCCCUGCCUUCGGAUCAGGUCCAGCCUCGAGCAUGUGCUGCAACUGCCUAGAUAAAUACUUAGUGGAUAUCAAUAUCCUUGUAAACUAGUACCAUAGAAAAAAAAGUGUUUAUAUGCUAAGUUUUUAAAAUAUUAAAGAAAAAUAUUGUAA
Molecule: messenger RNA, 532 nt
Organism: Rubroshorea leprosula
Lineage: Eukaryota; Viridiplantae; Streptophyta; Magnoliopsida; Malvales; Dipterocarpaceae
Source: the annotation of a GenBank genome assembly